Molecule: messenger RNA, 5476 nt
Organism: Patiria miniata (bat star)
Lineage: Eukaryota; Metazoa; Echinodermata; Asteroidea; Valvatida; Asterinidae
Product: balbiani ring protein 3-like
Exons: 31
Coding region: 112-4065 (1317 amino acids)
Biological process (GO): antibacterial humoral response; innate immune response
Cellular component (GO): extracellular region
Molecular function (GO): serine-type endopeptidase inhibitor activity
Source: RefSeq, a predicted model, not a curated record
AGUAGUUUACAGGGGGACAUCAGAUUGAUAGUGGGUUUCUGGUAAGCACAUCGAGAUCUUCAUCUAGCGAAAUAGUUCGUUAUUUCUGCAGCAAGUACAUGCACAUGAGACAUGAAGGGGUUGAUAGGCGCUGCAGUGCUGUGCUGGAUAGCAGUUUCAGCCGUCGGUACGCGUGGACAAGCGCUUGGUGACUGCCCUGUCACAUCACCAAGCAAUGGAACAUUUGGAUUGUGUGUGGACCAGUGUCAGAGUGACGCCAACUGCACGGUGUCUGCACAAAGAUGCUGCUUCAAUGGGUGUGGUCAUGUCUGCAUUGAUGUUGCCACGGCAACUAAAGCUCCCUGCCCUGAGGUUCUUUGCUUGAUAGCCUGCCCCUACGGCUAUCAACAAGAUGAGGAUGGGUGCGGUAUCUGUACAUGCAACAACCAAACGGUGAUACACAGCGGUGAUUGCCCAUCUCCGGAACCGGACAGUGUGGGAAUAUGUGUGGCGAACUGCCAACAUGAUGGUGACUGUGCUCAGAUGCAGAAAUGUUGCUCCAACAGCUGCGGUCAUCAGUGCAUGGAGGCCACCCACCAUGGUCAAGGUAAUUCCAGUAAGCCUGGGCAGUGUCCUACAACCGAUGGGGGGCUUGGAUUGUGCUCCGAGGGUUGUACCGCUGAUGCAGACUGCAGUGGUAAUCACAAGUGCUGUUCGAAUGGCUGCGGGCACCAGUGCCGGGAACCAGUGGGAGAGAAACCAGGUACCUGCCCGGUUGGCAUGUUACUGGAAGGAUCAGUGGGAACAUGCCAGGAGUUGUGCAGCCAUGAUCAAGAAUGCCCAGCGUUCCACAAAUGCUGCUCCAAUGGCUGUGGCCAUGCUUGCAUUCUACCGCUGGAUCUACCUGUUAUUCAUGAGGGCGCCUGCCCAAUUCCUGACGAGAGUGGAUUUGGAACGUGCCAGGAGGCGUGCGAUAAUGACGGCAACUGCACGGCCAGUCAGAAGUGUUGCUCCAACGGCUGCGGCCAUACUUGUGUCGAUGCAGUCAAAGAGCCUGAGUGUCCGUCCGUGAUGUGUAUGAUGUGGUGUCCACACGGGUACCAGCAGGACUCGCAGGGAUGUGACAUAUGCCUAUGCAAUCAGCAAACUGUGAUCCAUGCAGGUGAGUGUCCCACCGUUACAGACAGUGCUGGGUUUGGGGUCUGUGUUGAGCUCUGCGAUCAUGACGGUAACUGCACCGAUACGCAGAAAUGCUGCUCCAACGGCUGCGGACAUGCCUGCGUCGACGCUGCUCAACCAGACCCUACAUAUGCCGGAUGUCCUGCCGUUACCCCCGACCAGCUGGGCGUGUGUAUCACCGACUGCAGCGCGCAUGCUGAUUGUAACGACUCGCGAUUGUGCUGCCCUAAUGGGUGUGGUCAUCAAUGCAUGGAAGCAGUUACGGUUCAUCCAGGGACGUGCCCAGUUGGUACCCUGUCAGCUGGUUUCAGUGGGAUUUGCUCUGAGCUGUGCAGCAACGACGGAGACUGUCCCUCUGCUGAUCUGAAGUGUUGCUCCAACGGAUGUGGUCAUGUGUGCGUUGCUGCGAACCCGACCCCAGACUCUUGCUCUAAUAUAACCUGUCGGAUGUUCUGCCUGUUUGGCUUCAAGAAAGACGCCAAUGGAUGUGAAAUAUGUGAAUGCUUUGAGCCCCCAGCUGUUCAUCCCGGUACCUGUCCCGUUGGUGUCCUGCCUCAAGACAUGAUUGGUACAUGCGUAGAGAGUUGCCAAGCUGACGGUGACUGCGCUAAUCAUGAGAAGUGCUGCUCCAAUGGCUGCGGUCACAGCUGUCUGAAUACAACGACCAUCUUGUGCCCUGACUUCAUGUGUGCCAUUUACUGCGAGUAUGGGCAUCAAAAAGACCAGAACGGAUGCGACACCUGUAACUGUCUAGAAGAGCCAGUAGAUUGUGGUGACGUGUUCUGCACCAUGCAUUGCCCUUAUGGAUUCAAGAAACAACCAAACGGAUGUGCUAUCUGUGAAUGCCAAAACAAUCCUGCAGGAUGUUCCGAGGUGAUGUGUAUGAUGUACUGUGAGACCGGAUAUCAGAGAGAUGCCAACGGUUGUGAGGUCUGCAUGUGCAAUCAGCAACCUCCAAUCAUCAGCCCCGGAUCGUGCCCUGUUGUUGUCCCUGAUGACGUUGGUUUUGGAACCUGUGCAGACAUGUGCGACAAUGAUGUGGAAUGCCCGACCAAUCAGAAGUGUUGUACCAACAGCUGCGGCGGCCACCAGUGUGUGGAGGCUGAGAAUAUCCCAAUUGAAUGUCCAUCCAUGCAUUGUAUGAUGUGGUGUCCUCACGGCUUUCAGAAGGAUCAGACUGGAUGCGACUUGUGUCUAUGCAAUCAACAAACGGAGAUUCACGUAGGUUCCUGCCCGCCUCCCCCUGCUGAUGGUUUCGGUAUUUGUUCGGAGUCUUGCGGACACGACGGAGCAUGUGCACAGACUGAGAAAUGCUGUCCCAAUAGCUGUGGUGCCCACCAGUGUACGCCGGCCAUUACUACAGAUGUGAAGCCUGGUACCUGCCCUGAGGUUACCGGUGAUGGUGCGGGUAUUUGCGUGGAAGCCUGCACAGCCGACUCAAACUGCACAGGAUCCGAGAAAUGCUGCCGUAACGGUUGUGGUCAUCAGUGCUUAGAACCGGUCAACAGACCUGUGGUACGAGCUGGUGAAUGCCCCAUUGGCACUCUGCCAGAAGGCGUCAACGGCAUCUGCUCUGACAUGUGCCAGGAAGACUCGGACUGUUUGGAUAACCAGAAGUGCUGCUCCAACGGUUGUGGCCGUGUUUGUAUGACCAGCGUGAAUGCACCAAGCAUCUGUGAUGAACUGAUGUGUACCAUGUUCUGUGACUAUGGGUUCAAGAGAGAUGACAACAACUGUGAAAUAUGUGCUUGCAAUGACCCCCCAGUGGUCCAUGUUGGUGAGUGUCCCGCAAUCAACAACGGAGGUAGUUUUGGCAUUUGCACAGAAUCCUGCAUGUCUGACGGCGAUUGUGAGCAACAUCAGAAGUGCUGUUCAAACGGUUGUGGCCACGUCUGUGUGGAUGCCAUCAAUAUCCCAGUUGUUCAUGCAGGCUCCUGUCCCGUCGGGGCCUUGCCUGGGGGGAUGUCUGUGGGGGUGUGUGUGGAUGUGUGUGACAGCGAUGAUGACUGCGACUCUGAUAUGAAGUGUUGCUCCAACGGCUGUGGACACCAGUGCCUCAAAGCGGUUGACAUCCCAGUCAUCUGCCCAGACGUCAUGUGCAUGAUUUUCUGCACCCAUGGAUUCCAGAAAGAUGAGAAUGGCUGUAACGUGUGUACUUGUAAAACGGAGCCUGUGACUUGUCCGCCGAUCUUGUGCCAACGGUUCUGUGAGGAAGGAGCUUUCAUUGAUGAGAAUGGUUGUGACACGUGUCAGUGCAAAGGAGACCCAGAUAUUUGCUCACCGAUUAUGUGUAACAUGUUCUGCAAUUACGGCUUUGAGAAGGAUCCAGUGACUGGAUGCGACAUCUGCUCCUGUAAUCAGCCAGUCUUCCACGCUGGCGAGUGCCCAUCUACAGUCGAUGUGAUUGGUCUGUGUGGUGAAUUCUGUGCGCAUGAUGGAGACUGCUUAACCAAUCAGAGGUGUUGUUCCAAUGGCUGCGGCCACACUUGCGUGGAGGCAAUUCAGCAAACAGUGCUUAAGCCAGGAGGCUGCCCGGUUAUCGAAGAUGACAGAGUAGGAAUUUGUGUGGAUAACUGCACCACAGACGCUGACUGUGUCAAAGAUCUCAAAUGCUGCUCCAAUGGGUGCGGCCACUCCUGCUUGGAACCUAAAAAAGAUACGAAACCAGGGAUGUGCCCAAUAGUGACUGGGGAUUCUCAUGAUGAUUCCAGCUGUCUUGAUGAAUGCAAAUAUGACACAGACUGUGAGAAUGUCUUGAAAUGCUGUCACAGGAGCUGUGGACACGUCUGCAUUGAACCACGACAAGUUGAGGACCUGUUUGGCGACCCUGGAGCGGGGCAGACAGCGUUGAUGUCAUCCGUGAUUGCAAUCUGCACUGCAGUCUUUGUAACCAUGACGCUGAUGUAAUUCAGUGAUCGCAACAGUGAUGUGCUCAGACUCGUUUUGCCGUCCAUCACUAUACGAUUUUGUAUUAUACUUGAGAGAAAUACACCAUUCGUAUUGUCAUCCAGCUAACAUUUUUCACAAAAGUCUUCAUAAAAUUUCAGUCUUUUCCCAUUCUCUAACAUUUCUUGUCCAAGGUGCAGUGCCAUACCUUUGUCACUUCCAACAUGUUAUAACCUCUGUCUUCACUUGCUUUCUGUCGGUCAUUUUACUUCAUUGACCUUUCAUUUUCUUGUUAGACAAAGUUGUUUUCAUCCUUGUCCACUUGUGUUUACGCUAUCUCCUCCUAUUUGGCUUCUUCAUGGUAACUCUUCUAUCAUUUACACAUCUCAUUCCCUUAUACCAAACAGGGUGUGUCAGACAGAGCCCACCUCAUGCAGCUCUUUAGCAGUAACCUUUCUCAUCAUCUUGUUUUGCUCAUGCUUCACUCCAAAACAUUCCCUGCCGCAUUUGUUUGUUUGUGGUCGUCUUCCAAGCAGUAAACCAGUGGUCAGGACUGCUUUUUCUUAUAGUUGACACAGUUCUGGUUAGACAAGCCCUGCAUACAUUUCCACUCUGUUCUAGUACUAUACUACGUGUUUCCCUUAGUCUGUGCUCAAAUUCUUUGUAAGGCUAAACAAACUAAAAUGGUGUGUUUACGGUAACCCGACCGACCUGGAAUUUUUGUCGGCCAAAUUGCCGACCUCAAACUUUUUAUUGCCAUUUUGAAGGUUGAUAUUGAUCAUUUUUAAAUGAACACAUUUCAAAAAUGUCAAGUACUUUUAAUAAUUUGCCACGAACAUAGACCAUUUUCCGCACUUGAAACUGACCAUGAUUUGACACAAACAUACCUGUGUUAAACGUGCGAAAAUCGCGACGAUCUCAAAACUUGAAUUCUCAAACUACAUGAAGUACGAUUAUUUUUGCACAAACGCACCGGGGUGAACUGGUGCGCCUGGCCGACGGACGGCAGGGUUCUCCCCACGUACAAAGUGCGUACUGCGAAUCGGCCCGACAAAAAUGCCGAUCACAUUUUUCAGCCCCCGAUACGCACAAUAUAAUUAUUAUUCACGCCAUUAAAAUGCACAAUAUAAUCGUUACAUACGCCAUUAUUUCAUCUUGACAUGCAAAAUCUUGACAAAGAUGAUGCAUGUGUGAUAAAAAUGCACACAAUGACGGGUUCUGUCGACCGCCAACUGACAGGCAUGCAGCAUGGUCACUGGUUCCCUUCGCGUGCUAACGGAAUCCAUACUUUAAUGAAGGACCGGAACCAGUGACUACUGCCUAUACAAACGCCGUACCACGAUGAUGUUGUGCCGUCGGCCGAAGUUGGAUCGUAAAAAUACCAAACAAACAUCGAUGGAGAAAGAGAAUUUCUGCGAAUUAAUUCACUGAA